UAUAGUCUAAUUGUAUUGCCUAGGGGCAAUAUGUAAAAUAAAUGAUGAAACAAAACAAAAGAUAUAAUAAUUAAGAGUCUUAUUGACUCGCCUUCGUCGGAUUUUUUUUUGUGAAAUGCGAAAAAUCGAGAUAUUAGCUGUCCAGUUUUAAAGUGCGAGAAAAAAUUGCAAAAAUAUUGUGUCUGAAGAGAUUAAGUGCAAGAAUUAAAGUCAGAGUUACGAGUAAUUCGUUGUUUUUUAUCAGCUAUGCGUGACUGGAUUAUUUAGAAUGGGAUGUACCUAUACGAACUUUAACAGACAUGAGACCUGUUGUGAGGCAAUGUACCUUUUCAUUGAAAAACGUACAACUAAUUCUUGUACAUAUUUUACACAUAGGAAAACAUAACAAAAAGAUCAGCAUAUUGACUGUGAUUAGCUUUCUGUUAAUUUGCUAUAUAAUGAAAUUAGCAAUUAUUAAAACUGUGAGGGUGAACGUCCAUAAGAGAACCACGUCUUUUUCUUCCACCACGAGGAUUACGUGCAGCAGCGAUAUGAUCAAAGAGAAUUCGUCGGUUUCAAGACAGGACUGGGAUUUCAGAUUAUUCAAACGCCCAACAUUUCUGAAGAAUUUCAAAAAUCCUUGCUUCUUCCAAAACGUAACAAUGCGAGUUGACGGAUCACCUACUUUGAAUGGACAAUUAAGGUUGAGGUGUCUACCUUAUUUCCUAAUAGCUGGUUUUCCCAAAAGUGGCACAACAGAUCUAUGGGUUCGAUUACUGAACCACCCGGAGAUCAAACUUCGACAUCCAAAGGAACCGAGAUUCUUCAAUUUUGGGCGUUACAGAGAAGGCUCAUAUGCAAAUGCUGCUGCAAAGUAUAUAUCACUUUUUGAUAAAGCGUCAACAGAAUUACACCGACUAGUUGCCCCUGUAGAAUGCAAGGACCACCCGUUCCCUUUUUACCACGGAAUUACAGGAGAAGGCACAGUCGACACAGUGUUUGACAACAAUUUCUGGCAACAUGUACCUGGUAACGAACAUUGCAUGGAACCAAUCAUAACAAACGCAGAUUAUGCUUAUCAUAUAAACCCAAAUAUGAAAAUUAUUUUCAUGGUCAGAAAUCCAGUUGAAAGAUUAUAUUCCGACUAUAUUUAUGAAGCAAGGUAUAUACGUUAUCCAUUGAGUAGCCAGUUGUUUCAUGAGGCAGUCAUCGAUGCUAUAAAAAAUCAUACAGAUUGUAGAAAAUAUACAACAAUUCGGGCAUGUGCAUAUAACGGAACCAUUGAAACGUUCAAAAUACGACUGCGUGUUGGAAUGUACAGUGUUUUUAUAAAGGACUGGCUACAAGUGUUUCAACCAGAAAACAUCUUAGUUGUCAAGGCAGAGGAUACAUUCGGGCCAAAAAAGUACAGAACGUACAGAAGAAUCUUUGAGUUUCUCAAUAUAAGACCAUUUACAAAAUUAGAAGAGGUUAAUAUAUUUCAUCGAGGUGCAGUCAAUACAAGAAGUUCAAGGGAAAAAAGAAUCGGCGAUAUGUUACCAGAGACUCGGAAACUUAUAGAACAAUUUUAUGAACCUUUUAACAAAGAACUAGUUAAAAUGUUUCCAGAUAUUGACUACACCAAUGUGUGAUAUAUAUAAUUAUUAUAUAGAUAUAUAUUGUAGUGCCAAACUUACAAAAUAUCAUGAAGUAUGCGUCUAGGGACAUGCAUGUUAUUUUGAUGCAAUUAUCUAAAUUUUAUACAAGCUACAACAGUUACUGCCAUUUGAAUGUCUCUUUUAAAUCAAUUUGGUAUUUGUUCAUUUCAUGUAAAUAUCUUUUUGUUUCAAAGGUAAAAUAGCUAGUAAUAUUUAUUCUGAAAUGCAGACCUGGAUUUAUUUAACUUAUAAAAGAACAAAUAAUACGUACAUGAAAUACAAUUUUCAUUCGCAUAACUUGCAAAAUAACGAUGAUCUUGGUAUCAAUUUCAAAAGUUUAUUUGAAAUGACUAAAAUGCUGGUCCACUGCAUAUAAUGACAUAACAUAAUUUGGCUAGUUUAAUCCAUUAUUUUACAAACUAUAUGUAUGUCAUUUCGACUUACAAAGCAGUCAGUAGUUUAGUUGUUUAUUUUCAGUACAAAACACUAUUUUGGCUUUAUCUAAACAAGUUUAUACAAGUGGAUAAAAUACAAAUCAAGUUUUAUGUUGUCCGUAGCCUACAAAAUAGUUAGUAGUAUAUAUGUUUUAAAGAUAUAUAUUUUUUUUCUCGCCUAAAAGUAACAAUUAGGUCACAUUGCUUGAUAUAUAAAAUUUAUUUGGCUAAUAAUCAAACAUUUACAGUACACUUCACUUAUAGCGAACACGGUUAUAGCGAACUUCCGGUUAUAGGGAACAAUUUAUUUUGGCCCGAAUUUUGGCCUUCUUUAUUUAAUAUAAAAAUAUAUGGUUAUAGCGAACACGGUUAUAAGGAAUUAUCGCUUAUAAGGAACUCAUUUCUUAGUCCCAAUUUAGUUAAAAGUACAGAAAAUUACACUUUUAUAACGAACUCCAAAAUAUUAGCUAUGCGUAAAUAGAUCGCACGGCGAAUAUACCGUUUAUCGUUGUAUGUACUUCAAUACAUCUAUUCAAAUGAAUUUGUAUAGUUUUCUAUUUUGGAUAUUUUUAGCAUGAGCUGUUUUCACCAAGAUAAAACGGUUAUUUAUUUAUCUUCUUCAAUAGUUUUGCUCGAGUAAAAUAAUUAUAAUAAUUUAUAAUCGGUUUUCAACAUAAUCACACAUGCUUGCAAGCAUGAUCCAUUGCAAACUGCAAAGUACGCUUGAUUUAAAUGAAAAGAAAUCUAUAUCUUACAUUAGUAAAAGUCACCCUUAAAUUAUAAGAGAAGAUAUUCAAUAUAAAAGGAAGGAAAAAUCGAAAAUCUUGUUUAUUCUCAAUCAUGGAAAGAAAACGAAAAUAGUUUAGAAACAAAAUAUUAUAUUUUAUGUGAAAUUGAGAUAAGGAGUAAAACUAAAACUGAAAUAGCAAUGAUUUUCGAAUUCCAAAAAGUACGCUCUCCGGUAGUGUGUCUAAAAUAUAAAUAUAUGACUAAUAUUUCUAUUUCUUAAUCAAAUUCUCUUCAAAAAUGGCGGACAAUGGUAAGCAAUCAGUUCGUUAUAUGUAAAUCUGUUCGCUAUAAAAACUCCUGAUACAACGAACUAAUUCGCUAUAUGCUUACAAGGAACUCCGGAUAUAAGGAACAGGUAGUGAGUUCGUUAUAAGCGGAGUUUACAAGAAUGACAAAAAUACUAUUUUGGUUACUUUACAAAAUAACAAGUAAGUUGUACUCGUACAUUUUUUUUUGUCAAAUGUGAUUUUAAAAUUUUGUCUUGCACGUUAUAGUGCAAUUUAUUAUUAUACAAGAUAAAUAGCGUAUUUAUCUUCAAACAGGGUCGAAUAUAUAGUAUCUAUAGAUGAUUGUCAUAUAUUAUGAUAAAUUGAUACCGGUUUGUAACAAAUAAAUCUUAUAACAAUAUUUAACGAUUGUGAUA
Ruditapes philippinarum (Manila clam) is the source of this 3482-nucleotide messenger RNA. RefSeq names its product carbohydrate sulfotransferase 15-like. Gene Ontology annotation, molecular function: N-acetylgalactosamine 4-sulfate 6-O-sulfotransferase activity. Bases 300 to 1610 code for a protein of 436 amino acids. Gene Ontology annotation, biological process: hexose biosynthetic process. The record is from RefSeq and is a predicted model, not a curated record. The transcript has 7 exons. Lineage: Eukaryota; Metazoa; Mollusca; Bivalvia; Venerida; Veneridae.